Messenger RNA from Dunckerocampus dactyliophorus (ringed pipefish), 5913 nucleotides. It is a transcript of the gene crim1, whose product is annotated as cysteine rich transmembrane BMP regulator 1 (chordin-like). The transcript has 15 exons. Gene Ontology annotation, molecular function: protein binding; serine-type endopeptidase inhibitor activity. The coding region runs from base 301 to 3105 and encodes 934 amino acids. NCBI's taxonomy places the organism in Eukaryota, Metazoa, Chordata, Actinopteri, Syngnathiformes, Syngnathidae. Gene Ontology annotation, cellular component: extracellular region. The record is from RefSeq and is a predicted model, not a curated record.
GGGUCUCAGAUUGCGUUAUGGUGUGAGGCUGUCAGCAGCAGCAGCAGCAGUAGGUUGCAACCAAGCUUUAGGAUUCCUGCACGUAUUUCAUCACAUGAGCCACUGGAGACUUUGCAUUUGUCCAAACUUUGUAUUUGGAUCGUGGUGCCACUAAAGUGUAGUGGUGAGUGAAGCUCGGCAUAUAACUUUACAGUGGACUUUCAAACUUCUUUGGAGUGUACACCGUCAUUGCUUCAUCCUUUGCGGAUUGAUUAUCUGCGUGUACUUGAACGCUUGUUUUUUUUUAAGAUAUUAAAAAAAAUGUUAGGCAAGUGGCCAGUUUUCCUCUCGGUGGUGCUCUGCUUGGUCCGGCCGCUCAUAGCUAAUGAGUGCACGCCGUGCCAUCUCCGGACUUGUCCCGUCAAGACGACACAAGGCUGCAACGGUGGCCGGACCCUCGCCAAGGAUCCAUGCGGCUGCUGUGAGCACUGUUCCCGGCUGGAGUGGGAGCCGUGCGGCGGGCAGGACUGGAGCCUCGGCUACUGUGCUCUGGGGCUGACGUGCGCCUCUUUUAACUCGACAGGAGCUGCCAUCAUCCCUGAAAUUGGUGUUUGUAAAGAGCUUCCCGAUCAUCCAGAGGCCGGUCUUGAGGAUGAACGAUGCCCACUGAUGACAGGAUGUGAUAGAGCGGAAGAUCAGUGUGUGUGUGAUGCCAGACACACCUGCUUGGGCUUUUUCACCUACCCAGACCAGGAGACCUGCAUGAAGGCUCAUUCAGACGGUCGCAACCAGGAACCCCGGGAAAGACACAGACAGAAGUAUGUGGGACCGUCAGAUCCAGCCUGCAUGUUUUCUGGAUGUAACCUGACUACUGACGGCUGUGUGUGCGAGUCUCACAGCUGCAGCCACCACUUCACCUACAUCAACCGCAGCCAGUGCCAAGAAGCCGCAGAGGAGCUAAAGUGUGCCGGAGUGAUCUGCCCUGCUCUCCAGGUUCCUUCCUGCCCCAAAGGUUCAGUUUUGACCAAGAGUUACACGCCCCCUGCUGGUUGCUGCCCUUCCAUACCAAAGCAGUGCACCUGUGACCUCCGGGCCUGCCACCAGUCCCACUGCCCGAGCGGACAGCGUGCGGUGCCGCUCAGCAAGGCCACCGGUCAGCCCGGUGACUGCUGCGAUGUUGUUGAGUGCCAGAAAGUCUCUCUUAAGUGUGUUCACAACGGGAAGGAGUUUUCAGAUGGGGAGGUGUAUCGCAUGAACCCUUGCUGGCUGUGUCAGUGCCGGGGAGGAAUCUCCUUCUGCUCAAAGGCUGAGUGCGCCGAGCUCAACUGUGAGAACUUCUACAUUCCUGAGGGAGAGUGCUGCCCUGUCUGCAUAGAUGUGGAAUUAUUGUCAAUGGACAGCACAAAAGCCAGCUGCUGGGUGAACAACAAGCUGCGCGCCCACGAGGAGCAAUGGAAAGAGGACGACUGCACCUUUUGCCAGUGUGUGGAUGGCGAGCCGCACUGCACAGCCAUGGCCUGCAAACAAAGCUGCCAGAAUCCAGUCAAGAUACCCGGAGAGUGUUGCCCCUUCUGCGAAGAGCCUUCUUAUGAAACAGUCAGCCCCAUGCUCUGUCCUCCUCUGGAAAACUGCAGUCUUUCUGAGAAGGACUGUCCUUACGGCUUCUAUCAAGACACCAAUGGAUGCCUGCUCUGCCGAUGUCUCAACAAUGACUCCUGCCCUGACCUGGGAAAAUACUGUUCCUUACAAUGCCCCAUGGGAUACGAGAGGGACGACUUUGGCUGUGAGGUGUGCGAGUGCAGCAUCCCUGUGCCCAGGUGCCGACCCUUGACCUGCACCAAGACCUGCCCCUAUGGAUAUGUUCGCAACAAGCACGGCUGUGAGAUGUGUCGCUGUGUCAAGUGCCCUCCCUUCACCUGUGACAAGCACUGCAUUGAUGGCUACAGGCAGAACAAGAAGGGUUGCUCCAUCUGCAUGUGUAAAGAGAGUGUCCAGAGCCCCAGCACCACCGCCCCUGUCCCAGUUCCCAGCUUUUGCUUUACCACUAAUGGCCACCGAUACGAGGAAGGUGAAAGCUGGCACGAUGGCUGCCGUGACUGCUACUGUCAUUCUGGAAGGGAGAUGUGUGUGCUGAUAUCUUGUCCUGUGCCCAGCUGCUCUCAUCCUGUAGUGAAGCCUGACCAGUGUUGUCCUACGUGUGAAGAUGAGUCAGGUAGCGGUCUGCCUGAGGGGAUGGACAUGGUGGUGUGCAGAGCCCCUGGAGGGGAGUUUUAUGUGGAGGGGGAGACCUGGGACCUGGAUGAGUGCACACGCUGCACCUGCAGACAGGGACGUGUCCUGUGCGACACUGAAGUUUGUCCCCCGGCUCUGUGCCAGACACCUACCAAGAACAGGGACACCUGUUGUCAUGCAUGUCCUGAUAAGACGCAGGGCCCGCUGCUUCCAGUGAACACCAGCCAGCAAGAGUACUGCAUAACCAGCGAUGGAGAUGUCCUGCUGGCGGGAGACUCCUGGAAGACCAACGCUUGCACCAGCUGUACCUGCAACAACGGCACCAUUCAGUGUUUCUCUCAGCGUUGUCCACCUGCCAACUGCAGGGUGCCUGUCUUACGCAAGGGCCAAUGUUGCCUGCACUGUCUCGAAAUGACGACAUCUGCACCAGUCUUGCUGUCGACCAUCGCCCCAAAAGCAAAGAUCACUACAAGUGUACAGCGGGCUGAUGGGAACAAUGCUGUCACAGAACCUGCCCUUGUUGCUAACACAGAUGAGACCGUUUUGGGUGAGAACUACCCCAACCAAACAGAGAUGGCCCUGAUCUACCAAUCAGCCGCCUGGAUACUGGCAGGUCUCCUCCUGGCCAUCAUCAUCUUCCUCAUUGUCGCUUUACUCAUCAACAAGAAAAAGAAGUGGGUGCAGAUGUCCUGUUACAGUGCACCAAAUAAGACCGUCAUUCUCAAGCACGUGAACAAGAACUCAGUGGUCUACAUGGAGCCCUCCAAGGAGAACAAGUUUCAGAACAUGAAGAACGACUGUGGGAUCCAUUUCUCCCCUGAGACGGGCUCUCCCUGCACAGACAAGAUGACCAUCCCCAGAGCCAAGCUGGCCAACAACUGGACGCCGCGCUAACAUCAGCCGCCAGCAGAUCGGAGCUGUCUGUCACCUGCUGCCUCCAUGGUGAUUUGUGCAACAACGCACACACUCCACGGAGGCAGCUUACUACCCACGCUUCUCUCUAUGUGACUGGAAAAGGAAGAGGACAUUAUUAAGUUGGAUAAAGCAACAUUUGAAUGUGCGCUUGUGUGUUUGGACCUUUCCCAGCAUGGACAACGAGAUGCCAAGAGGACACACGUUCACUCUGCUUUACCGCACAAUCACUGAGGCUCCUCAGUCAGACUUUGUAACCUUAUCGCUUGUUUUUGCCUCCAUUUGGACGAGAAGGGGAGGAGAAAAGCUUUAGGAUGGGGGACAGAGGUUUACAGGACGCUGCCCCCUGACUUCAUGGAUGUUGUCUCUAUGUCUCACAGGGAGGCCAAAGGAACUGGUAAUCCACCAAAUUGUAACAAUCCACCAGGCUUUAUAGACGCCCUGUGUUAGAAUGUGUGCUUUCCAUUUACUUUGUGUAUAUUGCAGCAGUAUUUGUACUCAUGUUGUUCUAGGUCAACUCUUUGUUUUUGCUAUGUUCUUGCGGGCCAAAUCUUUGCCGGUUGAAAACAUUCCCACCUCCACGCACACAAACCUCACAAAAAUGAUCCACAAGAGUUCCCUCUGGAAAUUUCUAUGUAAGGACACACGCUAACGGAUGUAGAGGACAUUAAUUGCAUUGAAACUUUGAAGGAAUGUCAGAACUCCACGUGUGCAUGUGAAUGUGAGCAAUAAUUCAUUUUUAAAGCCUUAAUGUUACAGACUCACCGCUUUCUUUAUAGCCUCUUUCUAUUUAACCACUUUUCUACUCCAUGAAGAAAUCACAACAGCAGUCAUGUAAUCAUUGAUCACUUCUCUUACAUCACUUACAACUCUCCUCCUUUACUCGACAGGCAUGUGAAAGGAUGCAUUGGGGUUACUUAAAGCCAAAAUACAACAAAUAACAGCUUGAAAGCCAUUUGGAAAACAACAACAGGAGCACAAUAACAAUAUUUUCAAUAUUUCUAACUGCCACCUAAAACACUACAAAAGAAUAUUAGGGGAAAGACUGAAAAGAAAGAAAUACAUGCAAUUAUUAUUAUGCAAUUUUUAUAUUAUGAGAGAAACAAUUUAAUAUAAAAAGAGGAAAAACAUGUACCUAUUGUCUAAUUUAGUCCCAAAAAAUCUUAAUAUUCCAAGAUUUUUUAAAAUACAUUUUACAAAACAAAACGUUUCUACUUUGUUGAAACGUAUUAAAAUAAAUUCAUAAUGCUAUGAGCAUAAACUCAUAACCUUCCUUUGCUAGCCAUCCAUUUUCCUUUCAUUGAAACUAUUAGUUGCAAAACUUAACAGUCCCUCACCAUGUCCUUUUCUCGCAAAAUUCCAACUUUAUAUUCAUAAAAUUAUUUUUUUCCUCGUAAUAUUUUGAUGUUAUUCAUCUAAUGACGACCUUAUUCUCAUAAUUCUUGUACUUAUCAAAGUGGCAAAUGGUCAGCGAUUGCACGUAAUGCAUAAUACAUUACAACAUCAGAGCUUGUUAAAUGCGGCACUUUCCGGCUUACUUUUUUUUUCUUAAUGCCACUGCAGGAUUCUUGGAGGGAUAAACAUGCUAAUCAGGGAUUUGAUGGGCGCAGUAAGCACACAGAGAUAUUAAAGCACUCCAGUAAACACAUACUGUUAAAGGGAUAGCUCUGAUUUUUUGACAUGAAGUUGUAUGACAUCAGCAUUGUAGUUAAUUAACAACGACUUACCCCACACUUGGUCUCCUAAAACCAGUUCUGGUCAGAUUUAUGUGAUGAAAAACGUAAUUCCGCUUAGUUGCUGGGGACAAUUAAGUAAAGAAUUCGGCACCUGAAAACAAUAUGUGUUGAAAAGAUUCAUACAUUUGCGUCACAAAAAAUGCCUUCCCUCCCGCUGUGGAACACGUACGUAAACAAGAUGGCCGCGGCGCUCCGUCGCGGAAGUAGAUGCGAACGUCUUUGCCGCAUCCACAAGAACGCACAGGCAACAGUGCGCAGGAAUACGGCGGGAGACAAAUAAACGGCGAGCAUUUUGUGAGGUCAGAUUUUUUUGGAAGGCAUUUUUGUGACGUAAAUGUAUUAAUCUUUUGAACCCGUAGUGUUUUGAAAAGCCAAACUCUUUACUUAAUUGUCCCCAGCAACGAAGCGGAACUACGUUCUUCAUCACAGAAAUCUGAUCAGACUGGAUUUAGGAGUGGGGGGGUAGUAAGUCGCUGUUCGUGAACUACAAUGCUGAUGGGGAUGUCAUAUAACUUCAUGUCAAAAAAUCCGAGCUAUCCUUUUAAAGCUGGAGGCCUCGUACCAAUCCGAUCUGAGGAGAAUUUCGUUUUUGAAACACUUCUCAAUACAAUGUCUGUCAAUAACAAUGACGAUUCUGAUCCCAAACGUGGUAGGAAAUGAAUAUAUAGACUUUUUUAUUAGGUUUGUUUGGCCGUGAUCAUGAUUAUGUGCUUUAAAAUGAAGAGUGUGAAAGACCCCCAGUUCUUUGUUCUUUGUGUAAAAAAAAAAAAAAAAAGUAGUUCAAAUUAGUAGAGGAGAAGAGUACCCUAUUUAUUUUUUCACAUAGCUUUAUUUAUUAAUACUAUAGUUUGAGGGGUUUUUUUUCCUUGGAGUAUGACUUUUGGUAGCCAAAGCUGCUGUACAUUUUAGACCAUUUACAUCGAUUUGCUAUAUUCAGUACCGCCUUAUUUAUUUUCCUGUUCCAAGCCUUGUAAAUAAGUCAAACUGUAACAUUUACUUAUUUUGAGAAAUAAACGUGUGAAACAACAUGCAGACAUCUCGUAUGUUUAAUACA